ACGUGUUUAAAAUCAAAAAUGAUAUUAACAAUUAGAUUGCUAGUCAUUAAAGUUCUCACCGCGCAGCUACAAGAGCAACGCGUGGCAGGUGGAUGACAAAAGGCAUGUAAAAGGGCGUGCUUACUGAUAGUGACUCAUAUUUGUGGUAAUUGUAAUCCUAACCAAACUGCAUCGGAUAUUGAGGUGCAUUUCGUCAGCAGAAACUCAAUUUUAUUGUCUUCUUUGAUAAGAUUACAAGGCUGACAUCAUCAGCAAAAAGGAACUAACUAUACCUGCAAGCUGAAGAUUCCUAAAGAUGGGCAGCAAGGCAAAACUAGAUCCCAACGAUACCUAUUUGUUCCAGACAUUGAAACAAAUCAAAACCAAUUGCGAAUCUAGCAAUGAGUUCCAUGGGAGACAAGUGAACUAUUGGGAUCUUGUAAGCUUUCAAAUCAAUUGUGGGGAACCACUCGAUUUAACAAAAGAAUGGCAGUACGAUCCCUUGAAGGAGGACUUUUUGAUCAAUUUGGCGGAGAAAUACAAAUCAUUGAAACAUUUUUCCCAAAGGGACCAAGAAGCUUAUUGGAAACUAUAUAUCAAUGCGAUCAAGGAAAACAAAUCAAUGACCUCUAUAAGCAUAUAUUUCAAACCAAACGAUUACUAUCCCGAUCAUUUGGAUAGGUUCGAGGCCUUGCUAAACGCCAUUGAAGACAAGAAGAGCCUUCAAAAACUCUUCAUUGAAUUGCACGAAUAUACCUUCGAAAAUGUUCCAAAGCUCGGUCAGUUAACAAAUCUCUUUCUCAAUGCUCGAAUGAAUGUCGAAGAUCUGGUGCAGUUGUGCCGAUCAAAUCCAAACCUUAGGGAUAUUUCAUUUAUAAAUAAGGAUUUAUAUGGAAGGUUUACGGAUGUUGUGCCAUACUGUGGAGAGCUGCAAUCCCUGAGGUUAGUGAUGAAGGACGACAUUGACGCCACUGAGUAUGCUGGGUUAGCAAAGUUGCCUAAACUUCAAAGACUGAUCCUUAGAGGAAAACAUCAAAAGGGAACUUUGACAAAAUUGUUCCAUGGUCUAGAAAGUAAGGACCUCAAGACAUUAAUCAUUCCAAACACUUUGCUCAGUAAGGAUGAAACCCAGGCAAUGACCAGAAUCCACUCUCUAUCUUCCAUUAUGAGCGGGUUUGAUGACGUUGCUGACUUAGCACAUCUCAGGACUCCCGGAUAUGUUGGUAUUUACGCCAAACCAGGUCAAUUAAUAGUAAUGGAUCAGUUGAUGGAUCUGGUGAAGAGUUCUGUUUUAGUUAUUGCGAAAAAAGAUUGCCCCAUCUUGGAGAUCAAAUAUGCUGAGGAACUUGGAAAACUAGAAGUGAUAUUUGGCCUUAUAGAUCAAUGUAAAGAUUAUGAUGAAAGAGAAGACGAUGACGAAAAUGAGGAUAGUGAAAAUGAAGAUAGUGAUGAAAGGGAAAAUAGUGAUGGCGAUGAAGAUCAUGAAAAUGUAGAUGAAGAAGACAUUCAGAAUAUUGCUAACCACAUAGCUCGCGUUGUACAUCUUGCUGAUGUUUUGCAAUUCUCCAUAUCUGGGAAAUUUAAAAGCAGCAUGUUGCAAACAAUCUAUCAGGAAUUGGCAAGCAAAAAGCCAAAUGAACUCAGAAAGUUAAACAUCAGAGAUUGUUCUCCAUUUACCUUAGAACACGCUACUACACUUUCUUCUAUUCAGUCUUUAACGACCAUUUUCUGUGACCAUUGCUAUUUAAAGAACAUUUUUGAAAUGAAAGUCCAACAACUCAAUGGAAUUACCGAAAUGAGAAACCGAGAAGAUCGAAUCAAAACCGAAAUGUGCGAAAUUCUUUUAAUCCAUACAGACAAAUCUUCAAAACUAAUUCUGCAAUUCUGCAAAAACUUUACUCCUGGUGAUAAUUGUGCCCAAGCUUUCGCCCCUCUGGCCUAUUUAAAGAAUUUAAAAAUACUUGAGAUUAAGAGCCACAUCGGAGUUCGAACUUUCAUGCUCUUUAUUAAGUUAAUCAAGGAUCUGCAGGAAUUGGAAGUUCAGUCCGUUGGUCCCGAAGACCUCAUCGAACUGUCGCAAAUUCAGAGCCUAAAAGUCCUUAAAUGCGGAUUUUCCAGUUCUAAAAGUGUUGAUCAUUUGGCCAAGUUGAAUCAACUCGAAAGUCUAACCAUCACUGACCAUCCCAAAGGCUUCUUAGCGUCGCUUUUAACCGCUCUUGCUGCUAGAGAAGAUCAAGUACUCCGAAGUCUCAGUGUUCAUAGAGAUCUUACUUCCCAGGACUUUGUUGAGCUUACUGGCUUAAAAUGCUUGGAGAGAUUGCAGUUAGGAUUAAGUAACGACAAGAAUUGGAAAAGUUAUAAUCCUGUUAGUCCUUCCUCUGGUGUAGUUACGCCAACCAAUUUGGAACUCAUCGCCAAACUGUCAAACCUAAAAGAACUUAGUAUUCAUUUUGAUUACGAAAAACAAGCUGUCGAAAAACUAUUAAAGUCCUUGCAAUCUCCUCAAAGACUGCUUAAGCUCUCCCUUCCAAGUCAUGACUUAAAGCUGAUAUCCAAAUUUCAAGAAUUACGAUCUCUCGAAUGCUUUUUACACCAAGUUGAAGAUGUGAAAUACAUAGCAACUCUCAGAAAUCUGACAGAAUUACGGAUACAUAACUCGCAGAAAAAUUUAAUGACAGACUUUUUCAAGAAACUGAAGGUAUUAUCGAAUCUGCAAAGUUUACUUUUGGAUGACACAGAACUGAAAUUUGAAGAAGUGGUCGAGGUAACAAAAAUGAAUUGGUUAACUCGACUACGAUUGGGACUCGCUGAGAAACCUUUGCUACUAUUGUUGCUACAAUUUGAAAAUCUGGAAACUUUGGAAAUUACUUCGACUCAUUACGCAGAACAGCAUGAGAGAAACUUUUGUGUUUUAUUUUUAAAAGCAUGUCAAAAUCUUAUAUCUAUUUCUCUUUCUCGAUACUUUAACUUGUUAACAAAACAACACGUCAAUUCAAUCUUAAGAACUAUUAGGCAGCAGAGAAAUCCUGAUAAUGAUCCCCCUUUCAGAUUGUUUGGCAUUUGGUGGGACUUCAAGAAGCUGGAUCAGUUGGAUGAAUACGAUGAAGCUUACCUUCAAUUAGAAGGACCAAAGCAAAAUGAGUAUCAGCUCGUUCAAGAAUCCCAUAACAAUGAAGACGCAGAUGGCUUCACAGAUGGCUCAGAUACUGAUUAUUUUGGGUAAAUCAAUACAAUGUAAAUACAAAGAUCUGCCAGAAGUAGAACAACUAAAUAAUAUAUAUUUACAAAGCAAAGCUGUUGAUAAACUAUAAGGCGUUUUUACCUCACAAGUCUCAAAGACAUAAAAUAACCAGAUGAACCAAGUGAGCUUACUAAUCGCACUCUUUUCUUAUUUU
This is a messenger RNA of Drosophila eugracilis, 3374 nucleotides long. RefSeq lists its product as uncharacterized. The transcript has 4 exons. The record is from RefSeq and is a predicted model, not a curated record. Lineage: Eukaryota; Metazoa; Arthropoda; Insecta; Diptera; Drosophilidae. Bases 296 to 3202 code for a protein of 968 amino acids.